AUGAAGGGUCCCGUCUUUAUGUAUUAUCGUUUAACCAACUUUUAUCAAAAUCAUCGACAGUAUAUCAAGAACUUUGACUUUGAUCAGUUUUUAGGAGACCGUGUGGGGUCUGCUACUUUACGUACCAAUUGUGAUCCUUUGGCUUAUUCUAGUGAUGGUAAAGUCAUUUACCCGUGUGGACUCAUUGCCAACUCCAUGUUUAACGACACUGCCUCGAAUUUAACGUCGGUGGAUGCGACGGGUACGUACGAAAUGACGACAAAGGGAAUUGCUUGGCCAACGGAUAAACAGAAAUAUGGACCUACAAAGUAUCAAAUUUCUGAAAUUGUGCCACCACCCAAUUGGGCUCUGCGGUACCCUAAUGGUCAAUACACGGAAGAAUUUCCUCCGCCUGAUUUAUCCACCCAAGACCGUUUCAUGGUAUGGAUGCACGUGGCAGCAUUACCUGACUUUCGUAAAAUAUGGGCUCGUAAUGAUGACCAAGAUUUACCAGCAGGUCGAUGGCGCGUCUCCAUUGACAUGAAUUUUGACACGCUUCAGUACGGUGGUACAAAAUGGCUCGUGUUGUCAACCACCACAGCAUUGGGAGGUCGUAAUCCUUACUUGGGGAUCGCCUUUAUGUCCAUUGGUGCAUUAUGCAUUGUCUUGGGUAUCCUCUUUACUUUACGUCAUUUGAUUAAACCAAGAAAAUUGGGUGAUGAAUCUUACUUGUCUUGGAAUCAACCCGGUGGAGGAUUACCCAGUAAUUCUCGGGCUUUAGCAUUGCAAAGUUAUUGUCAAGCGGGUUAUAAACCUAUUGAGAACAAAGACUUACAAUUGGAUUUAACCCCACUCAACAGAGAGUUUGUUGUAUACCAGAACGAAUCCACACCACCCACAACCCUUUCCAUUGUCACUCAAUUAAAUUUAUGUGAGGCACUUCCUAUUCCUGAUGAAAAGGACAAUACAGACAUUUGUACAAAAGGAGCACUCAUUUGUAGAAAAACCGUGUAUGCUAAAAAGCUCAAAGAUGAUAAAGAAACGGAAUUCGUCGCCAUUGUACAAAAUAUCGCCGUGGAUGUGGAAGAAACUAACAUCAUGUAUAGCAAGUUAAAACCCGAAUUUAAACCUAUUGAUGCUGAAGCCGAUGCCACCAAGAGAACUUUUAACAAACAUGAUCAAUCCGCUUCGAUUACUUUAGAAUGUGAUGAAUCUCAAUCCCGUAGUGAUAGUAUCAAGGCUGGAGAAAAGGUACCUGAUCACAAGGAUGAUAAGAACGGAGAUGACAAAAAGAAGGAAGAAGAAUCAAAGGGUAUGUCAGGUAUGGGUAUUUUCUUUACCAUUGUUCUUGUCUUGGCUGCGGUUUAUUUCAUUGGAGGUGCAUUUUAUAACUUUAAAGUCUAUAAUGCCAGAGGUCGCGAUCUCAUUCCUCAUCUCGGUAAGUUUUAUUUUUUUUAG
Mucor mucedo is the source of this 1437-nucleotide messenger RNA. Its product is annotated as ligand-effect modulator 3 family. The record is from RefSeq and is a predicted model, not a curated record. Gene Ontology annotation, cellular component: plasma membrane; endoplasmic reticulum; Golgi apparatus. The transcript has 9 exons. Bases 1 to 1437 code for a protein of 478 amino acids. NCBI's taxonomy places the organism in Eukaryota, Fungi, Mucoromycota, Mucoromycetes, Mucorales, Mucoraceae.